Molecule: messenger RNA, 1869 nt
Organism: Pedinophyceae sp. YPF-701
Lineage: Eukaryota; Viridiplantae; Chlorophyta; Pedinophyceae
Source: the annotation of a GenBank genome assembly
AUGAGUCAUCGACGGGAUCACGCGCUCCCGGAGCAGUCCACGCCCCCGCGAACCAGCUCCUCGGUGCCAGCCACGCACAAGGCCACCGCCUUCGCAGGCGCCACCAACGCAGCCGGCGCCCCCGCUGCCGCCCUGCGCUUGUCCCAACUGCCGUGCGCCGCAGCCACCCAGGGCGCCCCUCCCCCCGCCGGCGCGGCGCUCGUCGACCGCUCGCAGGGCCGCCGGUCCUCCCAGGACCGCCUGCGCUUCGCGGACCGGUCCCAGCGCGGCGGGCGCCAGCAGCGGGGCCGCCCCGACGCUCGCACCGCGCAAAACGACGACGCUGGGGCCGACGCGCCCUCGCACGGCAUCGACGGCGGUCCCCCGCCGCCGAGCGCGUCGCGCCGCGCGUCUGCGUCGUUCGCCGGCAAGGCCGCCGCGGCGGGACCGGCGCCGCCGGAAGCGGCUGCGCUCGGAGUCGACGGCUUGAUGUUUGAGCCGCACGGCAGCCCUGCGGCGGCGCGCGGCGUGCGCGGCCCCGAAGACGGGCUCCCUGCGGCCCCUCGCGUCGGCGGCGGCGCGCCGCGCUCGGCCGUCGUGAUGUGCCACGGCGAUGCGCUGUCGCCGCGUGGCGGGCAGCCCGGGUCGCGGGUCGCUGCGGAAGCGAAGGCCGCGACGCUGCGGCCCGACGCUUCGGGCGUUCUCGGCUCCUUCGGUCGGUCCUUCACGGCCCCGCGCACCUCCCUGGACCGGCGCUCGCUGUCGACUCUGCGGGCACUCAGCACGUCCACGAGCCGCCGCUCCUCGACGCAGAAGACCGGCACCGUCUCCCCCGCCGGCUCCACGGAAGUCGCGCUGCAGCGCGCCGCGAGCGGCAGCAAACACGCCCCCUCCGUGGCUCUUGAGGUGUCGCGCAGCGCGCUCCUCGCCGCGCUGCGCCAGAUGGCCGCUGACGCCGCGCUGCCGGCCCCGGCGGAGUCCGCGGCGGAGGCGAAGAAGCGCUCGUGGCUGUCGGCGAUCCGCGGCGUGCACGUGCAGCUCGGCGAGGGGUGCGGCCGCUACGACACGCGCAAUGCGUAUUUCCUAGUCGGGCCGAAACGGCGCGUGCUGCUGUCGGACGUGCGCGGCCUCGCGCGGCUGUUCUACGCGGCGGUCAACGCGGAGCAGCGGCGCGACGGCACGGUGUCGCGGGCGAUGCUGGUGGGUCUCGCGCAGCGGCAAGGCGCGAAGCACCUCGGCAUGGCCGCGGGGGUCCUGAAGCGGGCCAUCGCGGAGCCGACGUCGGCGCUGGGCGAGGCGCGGCCGUCCGUGACGCUGCGCGAGCUGCUCGCCGCCGCGUUCCACCCCGCCACGCCUACGGAGCUGGCUCUGCUGAGCUGCGAGUGCCUCGGGGCGUCCCUGGGCGAAAGGCAGCUCGGCCUCACGAGCGAGGAGUUCAAGGCGCUGGCGUACUUCUACGCUGCGCUGGAGCGCGAGACGCGGGACGCCCUGCGCCACGGCGACACCGGGGUGCCUGCGUGCGCCCUCGCGGACAUUGCGCUGGCCGUGCACGACCUGCACGACAGCGCGCACAUCCGCGUCCUCCGGCAGCGCGUGCGCACGCUCGAGAGGCGCCACGCGGGGGGGCGUCUCGACUUCUUCGGCGUCGUGGACUGGUGGAAAAACAUGAAUGGCUACUCCGGCGCGCCGCUCACCCUGGACGACGUCCGGCGCAUCGGCGGGGACGUCGAGGUCCUGCGCGCUACGAUGAAGUCCGUGGCGACGCAGGUCGCGCCGCGCGUGUCCAGCGCCGUCGCUGAGCGCCUGUCCAGGCGCUCCCACUCCGUGGCGCCCGCUGCGUGCCACAGAUGCCCCAGCUACCCCGUCCGGGGCUCCGUGCAGGGCGUCUAA